Naegleria lovaniensis is the source of this 1956-nucleotide messenger RNA. RefSeq lists its product as uncharacterized. Gene Ontology annotation, biological process: transmembrane transport. Gene Ontology annotation, molecular function: transmembrane transporter activity. The transcript has 6 exons. Lineage: Eukaryota; Heterolobosea; Eutetramitea; Acrasida; Naegleriidae. The record is from RefSeq and is a predicted model, not a curated record. Bases 1 to 1956 code for a protein of 651 amino acids.
AUGGCUCGUAAAAAGUUUUUAAAUUUGCAAGAGGAUGAUGAGCAACAUCAGGUAGAUGGAAUAGAUCAGCACGCAUCCGAUGAAGAAGAACAAGUAAAUCAUAAGAAGAACCAUAACAACAAGCGUAAUGGAACUACCAGGACGAACAUGGAAUUAGAGGAAUUGGGUAAUGAAUUUAUGGAUGAUGAGGCUCUUCAUCAGAACUCUACUUCUGGAGGAGGAGUGAACGGUAAUUUAGUCAUGGACGAUGAUGAUGAAGAUGUAAAUGCACCCUAUUAUAAAUCCAACACGUUAACUUCGCCCUCAGAAGGAGCACUGGCUAGUAACAAUAACCUUGCAUCACCGGAAGAAGAAAAUCAUCAGGCACACGCAGUGGCUGCAACGCCUCUUCCAAUGAAACAAUUAGCUAUUGUGUUUUUCAUAUAUUUGGUGGAUAGUUUAAGCUUGACUGCAAUUUUUGCAUAUAUUGGAUUCAUGGUUGCAGAUUUCCAUAUUGUUGAUGAUCCUCAAAAAUUGGGUUAUUUUGCUGGCCUUAUUGCUUCCUCCUAUUAUCUCUCUCAAUUGUUUUCUAGCUUCUUUUGGGGUUAUUUGAGUGACGUUGUCGGAAGAAGACCAAUUUUAUUAAUUGGCGUGACACUUGGUUCUCUUUCGUGUUGUCUAUUUGGUUUUAGCAAAUGGCUGUGGUGGGCUAUUCUUUCGCGAUUCCUUUUUGGUUUGUUGAACGGUAAUUUGGGAGUGACCAAGAGCUAUUUAACAGAAAUUACAGACGGUACCAAUAGAGGCAAAGCAUUUAGUAUUGUAGGCGUAACGUUUGGUUUGGCUGCUGUGUUGGGCCCACUAAUUGGGGGAGUGUUUUCAAGACCAAACGUCCAAUAUCCAGAGUUUAUGAAACUAUUUCCAGAAUGGGUUCAAUACUGGUGUGACGUUUUUCCUUAUAUCAUUCCCAAUGUCAUGGUGACAAUCUUAGGUUUAAUUUCAGUCGUACUAGGUUAUUUCUAUUUAGAGGAAACCAACAAGGAAAGUAAAUAUUACAAGAAAUAUGUUCUGAAACAAAACACGACUCCAGCAAAGGAUUUAGAAGCUUCCUCCUCUGUACAACAAUCAAAAUCCUUAGCUGCUGCUGUCGAUACUGAUGAUGAGGCAGCCAUCCAACCUAAAAGAAAAAUCGAAUGGCGUGCACUAUUCAAACAUGAAAUAUUUGAGGGAAUUUCCCCUCUUGUCGGUUGUUUCUUGUACAUGUUGGUUGGUUUUGCUCAAGUCAUGUUUGAUGAAGUUUUUCCAUUGUAUGCCAUGUUACCAGUGUCAGAUAAUGGUUUAAAUUUCACGCCCUAUGAGAUUGGAAUUGUUGGAGCUAUUACAGGAGGUUUCAUUUUCCUUAAUCAAUUGGUAUUUGUGCCAUUCUUAAUGUCGAAACUUGGAUCCAUCAACGCAUUUCGUGUUGGUCUACUCAUUCACACAGUUUCUCUAGUUAUUUUCCCAGAAGUUUGUUGGUUUGGAAAUGAUCCUGAAAAUCCACAGACAUGGAAGAGUGUAAUUUUGUGGACUUCUCUGAGUAUUAUUUUGUUAGUAAGACAAAUCGGAGUGGGGCUCAUGUUCUCAUGCUCAUUCGUCUUCACAUCGAACUCGGUGACAAACAAGAGUCAAGGAGUUUUGAAUGGUGUCGCUCAAUCGAUGAUUUCCAUUGCAAGAAUGGUUGGUCCGCUCUUAAUUGGAGUGAGUUUUGCAGCAAUUGUUUCAAGCGGUAUUGGAUUUCCAAUCGAUCAUCGUUUAGUAUUCUACUUUAUUGGAGGAACGAGUGUUUUUUCAUUUGCAUUAACCUUUGCCAUGAAGAAGAAACUGAAUGUUCCAAAAGAUGAAUUAUUACAGUUAAUGAAUGAAAAGGGGCUGCCACUCGAAGAGGCAUAUCAAACGCUCUUCAAGAGAAAGGGUGCAGUUCAGCAUGCUGCAAUGGAGUAA